This is a messenger RNA of Coregonus clupeaformis (lake whitefish), 1511 nucleotides long. RefSeq names its product alkB homolog 6 (gene alkbh6). The transcript is spliced from 7 exons. Bases 343 to 1050 code for a protein of 235 amino acids. NCBI's taxonomy places the organism in Eukaryota, Metazoa, Chordata, Actinopteri, Salmoniformes, Salmonidae. The record is from RefSeq and is a predicted model, not a curated record.
AUGAGAGGAGUGGAAUGUAAUAGCUGAACGGCGACGGUCACCAGGCUACUAAACCACUGAGCUCGAUCAAAUAAUAACGUAGUCUUCAUUGCAAAAAAUACUAAUGACCCUCUGCGUUGCAAUAUACUCCAGUGCAGUAGGUGGCAAUAUUUAACUACAUAUAGAUUCAAGUCAGCCGUUAAAGCUCUAGAAGAAGAAUCGAAUAAACGUAUCAGGGAUAAGGCGAGUACAGGUGCAAGUUUGGUUACUAGCUAGCAAGCUGCUAAUUUAGCUAGCUAACGUUACUUCCAACAAUCACAGCCACUUUUAGCAGGCAUUCAAUGUCAACUUUCACAAGGAGAUAUGGAACACCCAUGCACUAUUUUGGAGGAUUUGGAACGAUAUGUCGUGAAAGACGCUCCACCAACGGUUUACUACAUUCCAGAUUUCAUAACAGAGGAUGAGGAGGCUCACCUAUUACAACAGGUGUAUAAGGCACCAAAAACUAAAUGGACGCAGUUAUCUAACAGAAGGCUCCAGAACUGGGGUGGGCUGCCUCGUCCGAAAGGGAUGCUUGGAGAGCAGCUUCCUGAUUGGCUCCUGAAGCACUGCGAGAGAAUCUCUGCUCUUGGUGCAUUUGCUGGGAAGACUGCCAAUCAUGUGCUGGUGAACGAAUACAAGCCAGGGGAGGGAAUAAUGCCCCAUGAGGAUGGGCCUCUGUACCACCCCACAGUGACGACCAUCAGCCUGGGCUCCCACACAUUGCUGGACUUCUACAGGCCCAUCAACGCCCAGGAGCUGGAUGAGAUGCCACAGACUGAGGAGAGCCGCUACCUCCUGUCUCUGCUGGUGCGGCCGCGGAGCCUCCUCAUCCUCCAGGACGACAUGUACCAGCGCCUCCUCCACGGCAUCCAGGGGACGCACCACGACUCCCUCACUGAAAGGGUGGCCAACCUGCUCGCUGCCGGGGUCCUGCCAGGGGCCACACUAACCCGAGGCACCAGGGUGUCCCUCACCGUGCGUCAUGUGCCCAAAGUCAUGAGGGCUAAUUUGCUCCUGGGCAGGAAAUGACAACCGAGGAAGUGACAUUUUGAGGACUCUGAGUUCUGUACUUGGGAAAGAAUUGACACCAUGAUACAGACUGACUUGAUUACGUCAUUCAUUGUCUCGAUCCUCUAAAACGUAUGAAUUAUAAUGCCAAGGAAAAGUCUAAAUUGGAUCCUUGGGAUGUCCCAACUCUUGACGUCGUUGGAAGGGUAGGGUUGUUGAGGUGAACGUAUUACCGCCACACCGGCAGUCAUGACUCAUGACUGCAGUAAAAUUUCAGGUGACAACGGUCACGGUAAUCUCCUCUUAUGCGUUCUGGACAUGCGUUGGUAGCAGGGCCUGAAAUGUCUAAUUCACUAGCCACGUCGGCGGGUGGUCAUAGUCAGGGCUCUACAGUGCAAGCAUUAUAUAAAAAUAGUCAAGUCAAGUAUGGGCACAAGUGCGAGUUGUGAUUUAUAGCAAAAUAAAUGCAAUUUUGUUUAAUA